Theobroma umbraticum is the source of this 765-nucleotide messenger RNA. NCBI's taxonomy places the organism in Eukaryota, Viridiplantae, Streptophyta, Magnoliopsida, Malvales, Malvaceae. The record is from RefSeq and is a predicted model, not a curated record.
UGCUUUUGGUUUCCAGCAAAUUGGAAAAGGAUAGAGAUUGCUGUUUGCAAAAUUCUUUUGAAGACAGAACCGCCUUUUGGUUCUUUACCAAAAUUCUUGUUUGCAAACGCAAGACCCAACUGGUACCAAAGAAUAGAGAUAGCUUUCGGAAUUGCAAGAGGGCUAUUUUACCUGCAUGAAGAAUGUAGCUCCCAAAUCAUUCAUUGCGAUAUCAAGCCUCAAAACAUCCUUCUAGAUGACUCCUUUUCAGCAAAAAUCUCAGAUUUUGGUUUAGCAAAGCUUUUGAAGAAAGAUCAAACUCGAACUACUACUGCAAUCCGAGGAACCAAAGGAUAUGUCGCCCCUGAAUGGUUCAGAAACAUGCCUAUUACAGUCAAAGUUGACGUUUACAGCUUUGGCAUUUUGUUGCUGGAGCUCAUAUGUUGUCGAAAGAAUUUUGAGCAAAAUGUGAAGGGAGAAGAUCAGAUGAUAUUGGUUGAUUGGGCAUAUGACUGUUUCAUGGAAGGGAAAUUGCAGCUUCUAGUGGAGAAUGAUGAAGAGGCAACAGAUGAAAUAAAAAAGGUAAAGAAAUUUGCGAUGAUUGCAAUAUGGUGCAUUCAGGAGGAUCCAUCUUUGAGACCUACAAUGAAGAAGGCAGUACAGAUGAUGGAAGGGGCUGUUGAGGUCCCUAUUCCCCCAAACCCAGCCUUAUUUCCGAGCUCCAUUUACAUUUCCUUUGUAGACCAAAUAAAAGCUAGCUAUCGCUGGCCUAGUGCAUAUGUUUAA